CCCUCGCUCACGGGGGCGAGAGAGAACUCUUUCUCUCUCUUCUCUCUCUCUCUUACACCCGUUUGACUCCCUCUCUCUUUCCCCUCUUUCCACCUCUCUCUCCUCUUCGACCAAGCCCUCGACAUCUCCAAAACCCUAGCUCAGAGGCGAUCGGAUUAGGCGACGGGGAUUGGACUCUAGGGUUUUUUUUUUGAAGGGGGGGGGAUGUUGGAUGGCGAUGGAGGAGAAAGAAGGUAAGGGGGUUGGGAUUCCAAAGGGGCUUAAUCGGAUCAGGACGCGGCGGAUCGCCGGGGAUGAGUCGCCGCCGCCACAGAGCGAUCGGGGCGGCGGCGGAGCUCGGGCUCCGGCCAGGGCCGGUAAGAUCGAUGGCAACGGCAAAUCAUGGAUAGGAGAUUGGAGAGGACUUCGUGAAGGAAUUGCACACUGGUUUAUAUCGGAAGGCACUUCCAAGAAGUCUAAUAAAGCCGACCAUUGUACUACUUCCUGCUCUAAGAUUCGUGAAUCAGAUUUUACAAUGCUCAAGGGGGAGGAAGAUUUGGGAUCCAUACGUUCUAUAAAAUGGAGAUAUUUUAGUGGAAAGCUAUCACUGCCAGAAAGCAGUUUCCUAAGAAAUGCUCCACAUGAGAAGAAAAGCUUUUCAUAUGAACUAGGACCAAGAGGUGGUAUUCCACUUUCUCGUCUCCGAACACACAGCUACAACGAUCUAAAGGAGAUUUGGCAAUCACUAAAUUCAAAAUUUGAUGAUGCCAAAGUAGUGGUGAAUGUAGAGCUAGCUGCAUUUGUAGAGGAUGUUUUAGAAGCAUUGGGAAAGGGCUUGCUAUCAGAAGCACAAAUAACAGCGGAAGAGUUAGUAAUUCUGUCACGGCAGUGUAUAGAGAUGUCCUUAUCUCAGUUUCGUGAAAAAUGUGAGAGAAUUGUUCAGGUUCUUACUGAAAUGAGGCAGCAAUCCCAAUCAGUUCUUGUGAAAAAACUCGUAACACGUAUGUUAUAUAUCUUAACACGAUGUAAUAGGCUUUUGCAACUUCACAAAGAUGGGGGGGAAAUGAAUGUGAAUUCCCUUGAAAAAUUCAGACGAUGCCUGGAAAGUGUUCCUAAUGUUGAAAUGAAAUGGGUUGAUAGUUCUGCGAAUGCUGAGAUUGGUUUAAAUAACAUUGCAGAGCGGCCAGACCUCUACAGACAUGAGAUAAAGGAGCAAACUGAGACUCCUAUUUGUUCGACAGGACGCUUUGAAAAUUUCAGUUCUCCUUGGACACAGAAAAUUCAGUAUACUACGUAUCUAUUUCACGACCAAGAAGGAUAUCAUGAAGGGUUAGAUAUGGUAAUAUGCAGGAUAUGCGAGGAGAACGUUCCAGCUUCUCAUUUGGAAUCCCAUUCAUACAUUUGUGCUUAUGCUGAAAAGUGUGUUUCAGAAGGUCUAGAUGUGGAUGAGCAGCUAGUAAAGAUUGCAGACUUAUUGGAACAAAUUGUGGAGUCAUAUAACACAAUUUUGGGUGAAUUAUGCAGCAGUCCUGAGAAUUCAAGAGUACAAAAUGCUAGCCUUACUCUUGAAUAUGAAGGUCAAUUACCUAAAGCACAAGAGUGGCACACUAAAGGUGCUGAAGGGAUGUUCGAAGAUUUGCAUCAGAUGGAUACUGCUUACCUAGAUGAUUCGCACAUUGCAUGCACUAAUAGUAUAAAAAGCCUAGCAGCAAUAAAACUAGGGGAGUUGAAUCUCACUUGUACCAGUGGUAGCCUAACUCCUGCUUCAUCAAUAAACACUCCAAAUGCAGGUCACUUUGACUUGUUUUGGUUAGAGCACAGCAAUCCAUCCCAGCAUGAGGAUGUGAAUCAGAUGAAUGAGUUGGCUGAUUUAGCUCGUAGAAUUGCACAUACUGAUUGUGCGAUAGAGGGAGCUGCGGGGUGUUUGGAUAUAUGGUUACAUAUUUUGCUGCAAAUUCUACGACAAGAGAAGCUUAAGGCUUUAGUGGUAGAUACAUUUGGAGGCCGAAUUAUGAAGUUGCUGAAGAAUAAAUAUCAGCUGGCUAUGAGAAUGGCGGAUACUAUCUGCUACAGAAGUAUGCUUCAAAGUGAACAAAGCAGAGGAUCUCAUAUUUUGAAUGGAUCUCCAUGUUUAUUAGCUCCUUUACAUUCCUCGCGCAAGGAAAGGACAAGUAUUGAAGAUUUUGAUAUCAUCAAACCAAUCAGUAGAGGAGCUUAUGGCAAAGUCUUUCUUGCACGAAAGCGGACAACUGGAGAUUUAUUUGCUAUAAAGGUACUCAAGAAAUUGGAUAUGAUACGGAAAAAUGAUGCUGAACGCAUAUUGGCAGAGCGGAAUAUUCUGAUUACUGUCAGAAAUCCUUUUGUGGUUCGUUUCUUUUACUCAUUUACUUGCCAAGAUAAUCUUUAUUUAGUAAUGGAAUAUCUCAAUGGAGGUGAUUUAUAUUCUCUACUUAGAAAAGUUCGUUGCUUGGAGGAAGGGAUAGCUCGCAUAUAUAUUGCUGAGCUGGUUCUUGCUUUGGAAUAUCUUCAUUCGCUUGGGAUCAUUCAUCGUGACCUCAAGCCAGACAACAUACUUAUUGCUCCUGAUGGCCACAUUAAGCUAACAGAUUUUGGACUAUCAAAGAUUGGCCUGAUUGAUAGUGCAAUUCACUUAAAUAGAUCUAGGACAACUAGUUCCAUCAUACCAGAUCCUCAGAAUCAGCAUGAUAGUCCGGCAAAUGCUAAUGGAAGGCAGAAAAGAAAUCGACGUUCUGCUGUUGGGACACCAGACUAUUUAGCCCCUGAAAUUCUUCUUGGAACUGCACAUGGUUAUGCUGCAGACUGGUGGUCUGUUGGGAUUAUAUUGUUUGAGCUUAUAACUGGUAUCCCACCGUUCACAGCUAGGCUUCCUGAGAUUAUCUUUGACAACAUUUUGAAUAGGAAAAUCCCAUGGCCUGCUGUUCCCGAUGACAUGUCAUAUGAGGCCAAAGACUUAAUUGACAGAUUGCUUUGUCAAGAUCAAGAUCGCCGUCUUGGAGCUAACGGGGCAUCAGAGGUAAAGGCACACCCAUUCUUCAACAAAGUUCACUGGGGCGACCUUGCUUCGCAGAAGGCUGCAUUUGUCCCACAUCCUGACAGUGAAGAUGAUACAAGCUACUUCAUGUCACGGUACCCAAAUAGUGUCCCCCGAACUCCUGAUGAAGAAAAUUCUAGUGAUUGUGCUUCUGAUGCUACUAAUUCUAGCUCAAAUACUAGCAGCGUUGGCACAACUAUGGAGGAAAAUAGUGAGUUAGCCGAAUUCGACUCCCACUAUUGUGUUGAUCUUUCUUCAAUCGAUUUCUCCUUUAAGAACCUGUCACAACUGGCAUCUAUGAACUACGAUGUCCUUCUAAAGAGCGGGAGAACAUCAAAGAAUUCAUCCCCAUCGAAGGCUGAAAAAUCUUAGGUCAAUACUCGUGCACAAAGCAAAAUCUCUUGCAGGAUUCUCGAACAUAUUUGUACAGGAUCUGAAAAUCAGGAUAGGUGGCUGUGAUGCGUCACGUGAUCACAAUGAGAUCAAAUUGCGGGGUGGUUGAGAUUUUGGUUGUUUAUAGUACAUAUUUCCAAUUUCCAACCUCGACGUCCAGCUGCAUAAUACAAGCAUAACCUCUCCUUAUCAGAAUUGGCGUACUCCGAUUCAUCACUUACAAGGCAACACAGCACCAAAAUAUACAUACACUCUAUGAGGCCCUUCUUUGUGUGUGUGUGUGUGUGUGUUUUUUCCUUUAUUUUUUCUCAUUUUUCUGUUCUGUAUCUGCCGUGCGUUUGUAUUACCCAGCAGGAACAUCCCUACUGUUGGCCGUUGUUACCUCAUAAAUCAACAUCUUGGGCUUAAACUCUUGCAAUGUAAAUAUGUAACUCUAGAGAUUUGCUUGAGAUGUUGAGGGCAUGGAUUAUUACUUAAGUAACUUACCUACAAUUUCAUGAUUUU
Molecule: messenger RNA, 3928 nt
Organism: Ananas comosus (pineapple)
Lineage: Eukaryota; Viridiplantae; Streptophyta; Magnoliopsida; Poales; Bromeliaceae
Product: probable serine/threonine protein kinase IRE4
Exons: 18
Coding region: 212-3403 (1063 amino acids)
Biological process (GO): peptidyl-serine phosphorylation; intracellular signal transduction
Molecular function (GO): protein serine/threonine kinase activity; ATP binding
Source: RefSeq, a predicted model, not a curated record